Sturnus vulgaris (Common starling) is the source of this 2667-nucleotide messenger RNA. It is a transcript of the gene TWF1, whose product is annotated as twinfilin actin binding protein 1. Gene Ontology annotation, cellular component: cytoplasm; actin filament; myofibril. Lineage: Eukaryota; Metazoa; Chordata; Aves; Passeriformes; Sturnidae. Gene Ontology annotation, biological process: positive regulation of neuron projection development; actin filament depolymerization; barbed-end actin filament capping. The record is from RefSeq and is a predicted model, not a curated record. Gene Ontology annotation, molecular function: actin monomer binding; actin filament binding.
CCGGGCCGUGCCGGGCGGGCGGGGAGGCGGCGGCGGCGGUGGCGGCGGUGCCCGGGCGCGGUGCGACAUGUCCCACCAGACCGGCAUCCAAGCUAGUGGAAGUCUUAAAGACAUCUUUGUUGGAGCCAGAAAUGGACAAUACAGGCUUUUAAAAAUAGUCAUUGAGAAUGAGCAGCUUGUUGUGGGAUCCUCUAGAUGGCCAGUUGGAUCAUGGGAAAAAGAUUAUGAUUCCUUUGUCCUUCCUCUUCUUGAAGACAAGCAACCAUGUUAUAUACUCUACAGAUUAGAUUCUCAGAAUGCUCAAGGAUAUGAAUGGAUCUUCAUUGCAUGGUCACCUGAUCACUCUCCUGUUCGUCAAAAAAUGUUGUAUGCAGCAACCCGAGCAACGCUUAAGAAAGAAUUUGGAGGUGGCCAUAUUAAGGAUGAAGUAUUUGGAACGGUACAGGAUGAUGUUUCACUGAAUGGAUAUCAAAAAUAUUUGAUAUCACAAUCCUCCCCUGCACCUUUGACUGCAGCAGAAGAGGAACUUCGACAAAUUAAGAUUAACGAGGUACAGGCAGAUGUUGGUGUGGAUACCAAGCAUCAAACACUGCAAGGAGUAGCAUUCCCCAUUGCUAAAGAAGCUAUUCAGGCUCUGGAGAAACUGAAAAAUAAGAAACUCAAUUAUGUACAACUGCAAAUUGAUAUGAAAAAUGAAACUAUUAUUUUGGCCAACACGCUUGAUACUGAACUUAAGGACUUGCCAAAAAGAGUUCCAAAGGAUGCUGCGCGUUACCACUUUUUCCUGUAUAAGCACACACAUGAAGGAGACUAUUUGGAAUUCAUAAUUUUCAUCUACUCUAUGCCAGGGUAUACCUGUAGCAUACGAGAACGAAUGCUCUACUCUAGUUGCAAAAGUCCUCUGUUAGAAAUUGUAGAAACACAGUUGUGGAUGCAGAUAGUCAGGAAGAUUGAAAUAGACAAUGGUGAUGAGUUAACUGCUGACUUUCUUUAUGAAGAAGUACAUCCAAAACAACAUGCUUACAAACAGAGUUUUGCUAAACCAAAAGGUCCUGCAGGGAAGAGGGGAAUACGAAGACUGAUCAGAGGUCCAGCAGAGACUGAAACACUUAGUGAUUAGAAAUUGUGUUUGUAUUUGUUAAAAUAUUAGAGUAAGAAAUGGAAAUCUGGCUUUUGGUAAUGAACUGAAAUCAUUCCAUUCAUAGAUGCUAGGGAUAAAAAAAAGCUCUUUUUACUCUUCUCUUUUCUGACCUCAACACUUUUUAUAUUAUAACAUGAUUAUAUUUGUUGACCAUGUUUUAUGACAUAUAGAAGAGGUAAUUAUUUUAAAGCUAGAAGAGAAAAACUAAGCUAGUACCCCUUUAUUUUGAUUUAGAAUCCAUUAUUUAAUAGCUGUACAUGUCAUCAUAAGACUAUGUAAGACUAUGAAGCCCAUGUGUUCUGUGGGUAAGUCACAGCUAUAUUGUUAUGUGUAGCCUAUUAAACCUGUAAUAUUUUCCAUGUGAGAAGAGAUGAAGGACUACAUAGCAUUGUUCCAAUUAAAACUUUAUUUUUCCUUGUAGCACUUAUGGGCAAUAGUAGAAUAGAAGGUUGUCUUUAGUUUUUGUUGCUUUGUUUGGUUUUGUUUUUUUUCCUUGAAAUGGAAAAGAUAAAUUAAAAUCAGUUAUUGUUCAAUUAAUAUAAGCAUUCAGGAAUAGGUGGACAUUUUCCUAGGCAAAAACUUGGUCAUCUCAAAUUCAUAAAUAAUUUCAUGAAUUACCUUUUAAAGAAAUCUGACAUAAAAUACCAUAGCUUUUCCAGACUUCUGUAUCACUCGUAAGUGUUACAUAUUAGGUACUGAAUGACCAAGUAAAAGAUGACUAGAGUUAGUAUACUCAAUAGAUUAUAGAGCUGCUUUCAGAGCAAUAUGCCCAAAGUAUCUAAUAAAUAAUUAAUUAUCAGCGCACUUGGAUCUAAAAAUAUUUAAGUGCUGUAAAAAUUGAAGUAGUCUUGCUUUGUAACAGUGAAUUAUCCUUGGGUCCUACUGUGUUUGCAGUACCAACUGCAAUUUUUACUUUCAAGUUAUUCUGAAAAUUACUUUUCCUAAAUGUUUGAAUUUCAAUAGUAACUUAAAUCUGUAAUUUAAAUCCAGCUAGGUCUUGAAUAACUGCUGGAAGCAAGCCCCUAGUUAGGAUUUCAGGGGUUUUUUCCUCCUUUCUUCCCUUCAUCAAAAUACUAAAAUCAGCCAGAGUCUAAACUUGAUUGAAGUGUAAGUAAUGUGUUUAAUAAGAAGAGGAAAAAUAGAUUAUUUUAACAAGUGCAUUAAGGGAGAAUUAGAUGUGGAAAUCAAGUAUUGGAUGACCUUAAAUAUUUAAAACUGUGUGAGGAAGCAAAUACUCAUGAAUAGAUUAUAUUCCCAGUAAGGACUUGCUUUUUAGUGUCUUGUAUGUGACCUUUGUGGUUUUUGAGUUUUGUUGGUUUUGGUUUUUUUUAAAGCUACAUGGGAGUUGCCAGCUUUGGUUUGUUGGAUAUUAUCGUAGCUGGUGGAUAUACUCAUUAUAAAGCUGAAUCGUGUGUUUACCUGGUGGAAAAUAGAUUUUAACCUAGUUUUGUAGGGAAUAAUGUUUUGACACUAGUAGUUCCUGACAAAAAAAAAUUAUCUAUUUUUUUUUUAGCUAUACUAGCUUG